AUGGUUACAUGUGAUAAUUUUCCAGAAUGGAAAGAUAUAAUAAUAUCAAAAUUAGAAUUUAUGUUAACAGAAAACUUUGACGAUUUAAGGGAAAAUACUAACGAAUGUCUGUUAUUAAUUAAAUCAUUUAUUGAUAUAAUAGAAAACAAAGAUAUACCAAGUAUUAGUAUUUCAUUUACAGAUGACAUCACUGAGAUAGGAUGUAUUAUGAAUGAAUGUUAUAAUUACUAUAACAGUUUACUAAAUGACAAUAAUAUUGAAUAUCCUUUAAGAAUAUUUCCCAUAGUUGAAGAAUCAUCAACAUUUCAAAAAUUGUAUGGUAGAUUAAUUUGUGAUUUAAAAUUAUUAUAA
Strongyloides ratti is the source of this 351-nucleotide messenger RNA. RefSeq lists its product as hypothetical. The record is from RefSeq and is a predicted model, not a curated record. The transcript has 2 exons. Bases 1 to 351 code for a protein of 116 amino acids. Lineage: Eukaryota; Metazoa; Nematoda; Chromadorea; Rhabditida; Strongyloididae.